Messenger RNA from Ornithorhynchus anatinus (platypus), 900 nucleotides. RefSeq names its product interferon induced transmembrane protein 10 (gene IFITM10). The record is from RefSeq and is a predicted model, not a curated record. Bases 154 to 780 code for a protein of 208 amino acids. Lineage: Eukaryota; Metazoa; Chordata; Mammalia; Monotremata; Ornithorhynchidae. Gene Ontology annotation, cellular component: plasma membrane. The transcript has 3 exons.
UUUCUGUGUCUCUCCCCCCUCCCUCUCUGUCCUCUGUCUCUCCAUCUCCCUGUGUCCGUCUCGGAUUCGUGUGAGCAUGUGCAUCCGGCGCUGACCAUAAGGAAGGGGUACGAGCUGACCGGCGGCUGGACGGGAUCCCGGACUGAGGUCUGGAUGCGGCAUCGCCCCUGGACCCUCUCCUCCCCAGACCUGUCUCCACCGGCGUCCGCCUCUGUGACCUUGGGGGCCGCCACCACGGAGCCCUCCAAGGAAGGCCGCGGCCCCGGCCCGGGCCCCUGCCCCCUGGACGGGGCCUUCUGGAUCGCUCGUCCCCCGGGCGCCCCUCAACCCGGCUGCUUCACCUGCGUGUCCAAGCCCCCGGCCCCGACCCCGGCCCCGGCCCCGACCCCCGCCCAGGCCCCGGCCCUGUGCCCCAUGGAGGCCAAGGGGUGCAAGGGCGACCCCCCGUUGCGCCCCCCGGUCGGGCAGCCCCCCUGCAAGCACCCACCCGGGGAGGGCAAGGCGGCCGCCGUGGUCGAGAUUUAUCCGGACUCCACGGCCGUCAACGACUACUACCUGUGGUCCAUCUUCAACUUCGUCUACCUCAACUUCUGCUGCCUUGGGUUCAUCGCUCUGGCCUACUCCCUUAAAGUCCGUGACAAGAAGCUCCUCAAUGAUUUGAACGGAGCCGUGGAAGACGCCAAGACGGCCCGGCUCUUCAACAUCACCAGCUCGGCCCUGGCCACCUUCUGCAUCAUCCUCAUCUUCAUCUUCCUCCGGUAUCCGCUCACCGACUACUGAGACACCUCCCCACCUCCCAACCUCCACCCCAUCGGUUUCCCCCUGCUGGACGCACGACACUCCCCCUCCGCCCCCGCAGGAGGGCAGUUUUCCUUGGACAUUUUUACUGGGGGUGAGGGG